Messenger RNA from Neoarius graeffei (lesser salmon catfish), 1898 nucleotides. RefSeq names its product APEX nuclease (multifunctional DNA repair enzyme) 1 (gene apex1). The record is from RefSeq and is a predicted model, not a curated record. The transcript has 5 exons. The coding region runs from base 147 to 1088 and encodes 313 amino acids. NCBI's taxonomy places the organism in Eukaryota, Metazoa, Chordata, Actinopteri, Siluriformes, Ariidae. Gene Ontology annotation, cellular component: nucleus. Gene Ontology annotation, biological process: base-excision repair. Gene Ontology annotation, molecular function: endonuclease activity; phosphoric diester hydrolase activity; DNA-(apurinic or apyrimidinic site) endonuclease activity.
UGGUCAGCACUGUGCUGAGGAACAUGUGCAGCUCUUUGAGCACAAAGCUUUUGGAGCCGUGCAGAGCACGAAAGUAGUGGCUUUUAUUAGUCGUGGCUUUGUUUGGUGUGCGUGUGUGUUUGCGUGCUGUGUGUGGUCUCAGAAACAUGCCCAAGACAGUCAGAAAAAACCAGGAGGCUUCUGCAGAAGGCGGAAACAAAGACAACGGAGCAGAACCAGAAGCAAAGAAAGCGAAGAAAGCGAAGGAACCCGAAGCCCCAGUUUUAUAUGAAGAUCCCCCAGAUAAACUGAUUAGCAAGGACGGCCGGGCAGCCAACAUGAAGAUAACCUCUUGGAAUGUCGAUGGCCUUCGUGCCUGGGUGAAGAAGAAAGGGCUUGAUUGGGUGCGUCAGGAGGCUCCAGAUGUGCUUUGUCUUCAGGAGACGAAGUGUGCUGAGAAAGCUUUACCAGGAGAGAUCACUUCUAUGCCCGAGUAUCCCUAUAAGUACUGGGCAGGCUCAGAAGAUAAAGAGGGUUACAGUGGAGUGGCCAUGCUGUGCAAGACCGAGCCUCUGAAAGUCACUUAUGGCAUUGGAAAAGAGGAGCACGACAAAGAGGGACGUGUGAUUACUGCCGAGUUCACUUCCUUCUUCCUGGUUACCGCAUAUGUGCCCAAUGCUGGGCGUGGCCUGGUUCGCCUCGACUACCGCAAAACGUGGGAUGUAGACUUCCGAGCAUACCUGAGCAACCUGGACAGUCGCAAGCCCCUGGUGCUGUGUGGUGACCUCAAUGUUGCCCACCAGGAGAUUGACCUGAAGAACCCUAAAGGCAAUCGGAAGAACGCAGGCUUCACUCCCGAAGAGCGCGAGGGUUUCAGCCAGCUCCUGGCCGCUGGCUUUACUGAUAGCUUCCGCGAGCUGUAUCCGGAACAGACCAACGCCUACACCUUCUGGACGUACAUGAUGAACUCACGGGCCAAGAACGUGGGCUGGCGCCUGGACUACUUCGUGCUCUCGGCUGCUUUGCUCCCAAGUCUGUGUGACAGCAAGAUUCGUAACACAGCCAUGGGGAGUGACCACUGCCCCAUCACUCUCCAUCUGGCUACAUAAACAUGUGACUACUUCCUAAGGGCAGUGCGUGUUUCACUUUUUUUUUUUAAACUAACUAGUGUAGAUUGAGGCAAACUCUAACAUCUGUAACUCUUUCCUGAAAUAUUUUACAUAUAUUAAAAAGCCCAGACCUAUAACUAGCCCAUUAGAGCAAGGUGGAACAGAAGGUAGUUUUGAUUCAGGGUUUGUAGUGUUUGGUUUUUUGCAGUUACCGUUUUCUUGUUCUGUGUCAUUUUUCUAAUCUCCAAAAGAAGCCUGACCUCCAAGGAUGGUGUAUGAUGGAGACUUUGAUGUGUCAGAAAAACACACAUCAGUCUUGUAUCAUUCCAUGAAGCAGAUGCCAUGAUGAUUUAACAUUCAAAUCCAUGGCAUGUGAAAUGAAACAAAAGCAGACCCCUUGUACUCCAGUUUAACAAAGUAUAGUUCAUGUUGCAUCUGGAUUGACUUUCACAAAAAUAAUGAAGCGUUACCAGCCAACGUUGAAUUUCUGAACAUUUUAAAAUUGCAUUAUUGAAACACUAUUAACUAGAGCUGUAUGACUUACCGUGAAAUAAUUCCCAAAGCUGUGGCCGAUUGACAGGUUUUCCAACCUGACUUUGUAUCUCUGAAUUAUAAUACUGUCAGAAACUGUAUAAGGUGAUGAGCGAACUUGGAUCAGUUUCUGGUAAGAACUUAAGAUUUGUUGUGUUCAUUUAACUCAAGCGUCAGCUGAAGUUGAUCAUCUUCACUGUGCUUCCUACUUUUAUUGCAAAAGUUUUUUUUUAUUCACUUCUAAAACAAAAAUAAAUUGAACAAAGGUGUUUACUGGUA